AUGGCAGAGCAGAGAUCUACCAUUCCAGGACGAGUCUACAUACUAUCUCAGGAGGAGGCAAGAGCAUCGCUGAAUUUGAUAAAAAGGUCAUCUAAUAUGGCUAGUAAAGCAUGUUUGAAUAUAGAAGUGAAGUUUGAAAAUCAUUCAACUACUUUAGAUUUGAUCUGGAUUCCUAUGAAGGGUUUGGACGUGAUAAUCGGUAUAGAUUGGUUGAUGGCAAAUAAUGCCACCUUGGACUGUGCUAGGAAGAUAGUUUUAUUACCAGUACAUACUACAUCGGCUAAUAUUCCUAGUGAGUCUGAGCUCUUAUCAGUGGUGCAAGCAGUGAUGCAACAAGGUUGUAUGGCUUAUAUGGUUUUCUUCUCAGUGCAUGGGGUCUACGAUGGAAGUAUUAAUAAGAUUAGGAUAGUGAAUGAAUUCCUGAGGCAUUUAUGA
Molecule: messenger RNA, 435 nt
Organism: Prosopis cineraria
Lineage: Eukaryota; Viridiplantae; Streptophyta; Magnoliopsida; Fabales; Fabaceae
Exons: 2
Coding region: 1-435 (144 amino acids)
Source: RefSeq, a predicted model, not a curated record